AUGGGGAACCACGAGCCUUUCAAAGUUAUCAUAGCCGGUGGCGGCGUUGCCGGUUUAGCAUUAGCUAAUAUGUUGCAGAAAGCCGGUAUUGAUUUUAUCAUGCUAGAAAGACGAGACGUCGCUCCCCAGACAGGUGCUUCUAUAUGCUUACUAUCCCACACCGGAAAGAUAUUUGAGCAGCUUGGCGUCUGGAAGAGACUUUGCGCCUCAACUUUGCCACUCACCGUUCGCCACCAUCUUGACGAGUACGGAAAGCUCUUUGAUAGCUCCUCAAUGUUUAAGGACGCGAUGGAGAAGACGGGUAGACCGGUAAUAUUCGUAGAACGCCACUUCUGUCUUAAGACCCUCUACGAUAGCGUUGAGGAUCAUUCCAAAGUGCGGGAAAAUACGGGAGUCGUGUCGUUUUCAGAGGACGAAGACGGCAUAACGGUGUUGACCGAUAGCGGCGAGAAGGUCAGGGGCAGCAUUUUAGUAGCGGCGGACGGCGUCCACAGCACGAUCCGGCAUUUGAUGGCUGAGGCGGUCUCCCAGGAUGAUCCCGAGAGGUCUCGGCAUCUUAUCCGAGCAUUUACGUCGAGUUAUAGAACAGUAUUCGGUACAUCGCCUAACAGGCCCGGCGGCGACGCCUUGCCGCUAGACGGCGUCGUGUAUCAUAUUUAUUAUAGGAAUCUCUCCGGCAUCACGACUGCGGGCUCGAAAGGGCUCAUCUUCUGGUUUCUGUUCAUCAAGGAGGAAACCUCUUCUAGCACGCCAGAUUGCCCGCGCUAUACAGAGUCCGAUGCCGCGGCUAGCAUCGAGAAGUACGGAGACCGAAUUGCUUGCCCUGGGUACUCGUUUCGCGAUCUGUGGAAUACGAGAGUUAAAGGAAGCAUGGUGCCUAUGGAAGAAGGCGUGGUUCGAGGAUCUUGGAAUAACGGUAGUCGGGUCGUGCUGGUCGGAGAUGCCACGUGCAAGACGACGGUGAAUGGCGGUCUAGGGGGUAACCUUGCUAUCGAGGGGAUCUGUAACCUAGUCAACGAGCUCGUGCCGCUCACACGGGCGACGCCAGCCCCGACUACUCACGACCUAGCGAAUGCGUUUAAUAGGUACGAACAAAAGCAGCGUCCGAGGGCCGAAAUCUCCUACGCGUCUUCGAACUUCGUGACGCGUUACGAGUCGAUGGACUCGCCGUGGUUGCGGUUUCUACGGUGGCUAUCAUCUUGGAUUCGCUUCCGGUCUGAGACGAAGGGAUUUCUAAGCUACAUUGAACUGGCACCCUUCCUCAAUUUUCUACCAGAUCCCGACGUAGCAGAAGCAGGCUAG
This is a messenger RNA of Annulohypoxylon truncatum, 1302 nucleotides long. Its product is annotated as FAD/NAD(P)-binding domain-containing protein. Bases 1 to 1302 code for a protein of 433 amino acids. Gene Ontology annotation, molecular function: FAD binding. NCBI's taxonomy places the organism in Eukaryota, Fungi, Ascomycota, Sordariomycetes, Xylariales, Hypoxylaceae. The record is from RefSeq and is a predicted model, not a curated record. The transcript is spliced from 3 exons.